AGGUGACAAAGGCUGAGCCAGAAGCCACAGAGCAUAAAGCUCCAGUCCUUCCUCCAGGGAUGAGGCAAUGAGGACUCCGACUCCUCUGUCCGGUUUUUAACAAUCUAACUUACGCCCUCUUCUGGGUCACACUAGAAUCAGAUCUGCUCCCCAGCAUCUUCUGUUUCCUGGCGAGUGAUUCCUGCUACCUUGGAUUGGCCAUGACGGGCUGGAGCUGCCUUGUGACAGGAGCAGGAGGGUUUCUGGGUCAGAGGAUCGUCCGCCUCUUGGUGGAGGAGAAGGAGCUGAAGGAGAUCAGGGUCUUGGACAAGGCCUUCAGACCAGAACUGAGGGAGGAAUUUUCCAAGCUCCAGAAUAAGACCAAGCUGACUGUACUGGAAGGAGACAUUCUGGAUGAGCCAUUCCUGAAGAGAGCCUGCCAGGACGUCUCGGUCGUCAUCCACACCGCCUGUAUCAUUGAUGUCUUUGGUGUCACUCACAGAGAGUCCAUCAUGAACGUCAAUGUGAAAGGUACCCAGCUCCUGUUGGAGGCCUGUGUCCAAGCCAGUGUGCCAGUCUUCAUCUACACCAGUACCCUAGAGGUAGCCGGGCCCAACUCCUACAAGGAAAUCAUCCAGAAUGGCCAUGAAGAAGAGCCUCUGGAGAACACAUGGCCUGCUCCAUACCCAUACAGCAAAAAGCUUGCUGAGAAGGCUGUGCUGGCAGCCAAUGGGUGGACUCUGAAAAAUGGUGGCACCUUGUACACUUGUGCCUUAAGACCCAUGUAUAUCUAUGGGGAAGGAGGCCCAUUCCUUUCUGCCAGUAUAAAUGAGGCCCUGAACAACAAUGGGAUCCUGUCAAGUGUUGGCAAGUUCUCCACUGUCAACCCAGUCUAUGUUGGCAACGUGGCCUGGGCUCACAUUCUGGCCUUGAGGGCCCUGCGGGACCCCAAGAAGGCCCCAAGUGUCCAAGGACAGUUCUAUUACAUCUCAGAUGACACACCUCACCAAAGCUAUGAUAACCUUAAUUACAUCCUGAGCAAAGAGUUUGGCCUCUGCCUUGAUUCCAGAUGGAGCCUUCCUUUAGCCCUGAUGUACUGGAUUGGCUUCCUGCUGGAAGUAGUGAGCUUCCUACUCAGCCCAGUUUACUCCUAUCAACCGCCCUUCAACCGCCACACGGUGACAUUGUCAAAUAGCGUGUUCACCUUCUCUUAUAAGAAGGCUCAGCGAGAUCUGGCGUAUAAGCCGCUCUACAGCUGGGAGGAAGCCAAGCAGAAAACUGUGGAGUGGGUUGGUUCCCUUGUGGACCGGCACAAGGAGACCCUGAAGUCCAAGACUCAGUGAUUUAAGGAUGACAGAGAUGUGCAUGUGGGUGUUGAUAGGAGAUGUCAUCAAGCUCCACCCUCCUGGCUUCAUACAGAAGGUGACAAGGGCACAAGCCCAGGUCCUGCUGCCUCCCUUUCACACAAUGCCCAACUUAUUGUCUUCUUCAUGUCAUCAAAAUCUGCACAGUCACUGGCCCAACCAGAAGCUUUCUGUCCUAAUCAUACGCCAGAGGACAGACAAUAUGAUUUGCUGUUACCCAAUCUCAGUGGCUGAUUCUGAAUGACUGUGGUCACUUUUAACUUGAGGUUCUCUUUUGACUAAUGGAGCUAAUUGAGCUCCAUUUCCCCUCUUAAAUGAGAAAGCAUUUCUUUUCUCUUUAAUCUCCUAUUACUUCACACAGUUCAAUGUAAAGAGCAAUAAAUGUUUUAAUGCUUAACCUGGA
Messenger RNA from Macaca mulatta (Rhesus monkey), 1746 nucleotides. RefSeq names its product hydroxy-delta-5-steroid dehydrogenase, 3 beta- and steroid delta-isomerase 2 (gene HSD3B2). Gene Ontology annotation, molecular function: oxidoreductase activity, acting on the CH-OH group of donors, NAD or NADP as acceptor. The record is from RefSeq and is a predicted model, not a curated record. NCBI's taxonomy places the organism in Eukaryota, Metazoa, Chordata, Mammalia, Primates, Cercopithecidae. Gene Ontology annotation, biological process: steroid biosynthetic process.